This is a messenger RNA of Peronospora matthiolae, 429 nucleotides long. Lineage: Eukaryota; Oomycota; Peronosporomycetes; Peronosporales; Peronosporaceae. The record is from the annotation of a GenBank genome assembly.
AUGUCGUCGACCGAGACGGACGCGUACGACGCGCUCGCGUCGCCCACCGCGUCACACGCUGCGAUCCCCGUCACGUCCAAGACGCUGUACGACCACGACCUGGUCAUGGUCUUUCCCCGUCGCGAAGGCGGCGAGCUCAAGAAGCCCGAGGACUUUACUGUGCGCAGUUUCGUGCGUCUGUUCCUGGGCAAAGACUUGGCACGCAGCCAGCGGUCCAAGACGAUCGUCGUGGACCCGUUCCAGCGCGUCCUGCGCACGUCGCGCUGCUUCCUCGACGACCGCGGGCGCCCCGUUGUUGAGGACACGAGCCACGACCACAGUGACGCGAGUGAACAGCGUCGACUGGAGAUGCAGGAGCAGCUGCUCGAGCACGAGUACGAGCAGUUUAUCGGCUCGCGGGAAGCAACGAUCCGAGGCCAAGUUUUGUGA